AGUGUCUCCUGGUGGGAAUUGGAGGGAGCAAAUACGAGGCGCGACGCGACGCGUACUGACGCGUACGUACGCACAGACGGACGGACGGUCGGACGGACGGACGUAGGAACGUGAAGCGGCAUAACCGUCAGGGUAGGGUAAAAUCGUGCAGGGGUAGGGCAGGUGAGUCGCCUAUACGAAAAUCGCCGGAGCGAAGUGGCAGCCGAUAGUCCGUGCGAAAAGACGAAGCCCGUCAGUUAAGUGCGGCCGCGUGGAGAAGCGUGUUCGUCGUUGGCUGAUUAGUUAGUUGAUUCGAGCGACCGACCGACCGCCCGCCUGUCCAAAAAUUGCGAACACCGUGUGGACAUCGUUGACGAUAAUAAAUAAAUUCGUGACACUCGAUGUCCUUCUUGUGGAUUGUAUCAUCGCUGUGAGAAAAAUCAAAGAGAUUCAAUAGUGAAGACUGAGGCAGAAGUCAGUAACUGUUCGUCGAGGUAAUAAACUUUUUCCGUGCCUUGCGGAAAUUCUACGGGUAAGCAGUCGUUGACGCCAGUUGACGCUUAACGUACGUUUAGUCUGGUCGAGUGAAGCCGGUUGGCCGCGAGUACAACGAGCACCGGGAAUUGCUGGAAACAGGAGCACGAGAGGAACGACACGAAGGAGUUUAUGUGUCGGAGAAGGUGACAAGAGGAGUGAAUUAGAGGAGAGUUUAACGGUGUGGCAGAAGCAGCAUCUGAUCAGAAACAUCAAGAUGACGAGUAUAGUGGCAGAUCUGGUGCACGGUUACAGGGACCUCAUGGACAAUAAGUCUGAUCCCAGGAUCAACGAUUGGGCGAUGAUGAGCAGCCCCUUCCCCACUGUAGCGAUAUGUCUGUCAUACGCAUACUUCAGCAGGGUUCUGGGACCCAGGUUAAUGGAGAACAGAAAGCCAUUCGACCUGCGUGGGAUACUCAUCGCCUACAAUCUCAUUCAGACCCUCUUCUCCACGUGGAUCUUCUACGAGUACCUGAUGAGCGGAUGGGCGAGGGGCUACAGUUUCCGGUGUCAGCCAGUCGAUUACUCUAACAACCCUAUGGCUCUGAGAAUGGCUAACACAUGUUGGUGGUAUUAUUUCAGCAAAUUUACCGAAUUCUUCGACACGCUCUUCUUCAUUCUGAGAAAGAAGAACCAGCACGUGUCGACCCUCCAUGUAAUUCAUCACGGUGUAAUGCCGUUCUCCGUGUGGAUGGGUAUGAAGUUUGCACCGGGUGGGCACAGCACCUUCUUCGCCUUGCUGAACACCUUCGUGCACAUCAUCAUGUACUUUUAUUAUAUGGUAGCAGCGAUGGGACCAGAAUACCAGAAGUACAUCUGGUGGAAGAAGUACUUGACCACAUUGCAAAUGGUGCAAUUCGUUCUCAUCAUGACCCACCAGUUCCAGUUGCUCUUCACUGAAUGUGAUUAUCCACGUAGCUUCAUGAUCUGGAUCGGUCUUCACGGUGUUCUCUUCCUCGGCUUGUUCUCCGACUUCUACAAGACGAAAUACAGUUCAAAGUCUGGCAGGGGUUCGAGGAAACAUGGCGGCAAAGAUGAGGAGGAUACCGGUAACACAGGUGCCUGCAUGCCCGUCCUCGAGGAGCCAAGGCAGAACGGAGUGUCUUCCUACGCGACGAUCUACAACAAGGAGUACAACAGCUGUUACAGCAAUGGAACGAACAACGGUUACGUGGCGAAUAACAAUACGGAGAAGAAGCUUGCCUAA
Cephus cinctus (wheat stem sawfly) is the source of this 1720-nucleotide messenger RNA. Its product is annotated as elongation of very long chain fatty acids protein AAEL008004. Lineage: Eukaryota; Metazoa; Arthropoda; Insecta; Hymenoptera; Cephidae. The record is from RefSeq and is a predicted model, not a curated record. The transcript is spliced from 6 exons. Gene Ontology annotation, molecular function: fatty acid elongase activity. Gene Ontology annotation, cellular component: endoplasmic reticulum membrane. Gene Ontology annotation, biological process: fatty acid elongation, saturated fatty acid; very long-chain fatty acid biosynthetic process; fatty acid elongation, monounsaturated fatty acid. The coding region runs from base 731 to 1720 and encodes 329 amino acids.